Messenger RNA from Miscanthus lutarioriparius, 852 nucleotides. The record is from the annotation of a GenBank genome assembly. NCBI's taxonomy places the organism in Eukaryota, Viridiplantae, Streptophyta, Magnoliopsida, Poales, Poaceae.
AUGGCGCCCGCAUGGCUCUCCGCUCCCCGUGCCGCCGUCUCCCUCCUGGAUGGCGCCCCCGCGAGUCGCUUCCGCUCCGAACCGCCUGCCCGUGUGGUGGCCGUCGUGUUCCGGCCGAGGACGACCGGGGUUUCUGUCGCGGCGCAGAGGAGGGUGGUCGCGGUGGCGACGGAGACGGCCCCUGCCGCGAGAGGGGAUGAGGUGGGGACCCCGUUUAUGGAGGAGAUGCGGGCGGCGGCCAUGCGGCUGCACUCCAGGGACCAGGCGGCCAGGGACGGGAAGAAGGAGGCGCAGGCGCCCAUGGAGCCUCCCAUCGCCAAGUGGCAGCCCACCGUGGAGGGGUACCUCCGCUUCCUCGUCGACAGCAAGCUCGUCUUCGAGACGCUCGAGGCCAUCGUCGACCGCGCCGCCAUCCCCUGGUAUGCCGAGUUCAGGGAUACUGGUUUGGAGAGAUCAGAGCCACUCGGCAAGGAUUUGGAAUGGUUCAGGCAACAAGGGCACGCGAUUCCGGAACCGUCUGCUCCUGGCACUACAUAUGCUUCCUUUCUGGAAGAGCUGUCUGAGAAGGACCCCCAGGCAUUUGUUUGCCAUUUCUACAACGUGUACUUUGCUCAUACUGCCGUAGGACGAAUCAUCGGCGAAAAGGUUGCCGAGAAGAUCAAUCUCCAGAAAGAGCUGGAGUUUUACAAGUGGGAGGGUGAUCUGUCGCAGAUGCAGCAGAAUGUCCGGGCGAGGCUUAACCGAGUCGCUUCCGGUUGGUCUCGAGCAGAGAAGAACCGCUGCCUGGGCGAGAUGGAGAAGGCGUUUACCUACUCAGUAGACCUCCGCCGCCAUAUAUUUAUGUUCCCCUGA